Molecule: messenger RNA, 4697 nt
Organism: Haliotis rufescens (red abalone)
Lineage: Eukaryota; Metazoa; Mollusca; Gastropoda; Lepetellida; Haliotidae
Exons: 9
Coding region: 213-2060 (615 amino acids)
Molecular function (GO): dopamine beta-monooxygenase activity; copper ion binding
Source: RefSeq, a predicted model, not a curated record
AUGUAGUCGGCGGCGGAGCGGGUCUUCUCAGUGCCUUUUGCCGGCAGCAACACUCCAGCACGCGACUCGCUCCUCGCUCGUGCUACUCUCUAUCUCCACGAGCUCACGUGCAGGGCUACAACAGCGAGCGUGCUGCACGAGCGUCUCGACCGGUGUGUGUAUGUGUGUGUGCAGACGAAGCUGUGUGGAUAUACCAGACGACCAGCACCACCAUGAGCAGCAGGAAGUGCCUACGUGAACGUGUGAUACACCACGUGACAGUCACGUGCCUGGUAUUACAGCUAACGACAGCGUUCAAGAUGUUCCAGGAGCGACUACCUAACGGCGACCGAGUGCCCAACCCGUGCAGCCAAGGCGAUGUGUGGGGUGGGGUGGGUCACCUUGUCCCUGGGGGGCAAGGGAGUCGGAAUCCAUUUGGAGAGGAUUUUCACAAAGAGGGAAAGAACUGGACUCAGCAGUUGUGUCUCAUGGAUUCUGAUGGCGAUGGGCGGACGAACGGCGAGGAGCUGGGAGACCCAAACUGUGUGUGGAGCUUCGGAGGCCAGCCACAACGGACAACUAACAUCACACAUCCGGGUGUCUGUGACCCCUGGAACUCCGUGCAGUGCCAGGCCAGGAACGGUUGGCUCAAGUGUGGCAGCCAUGAACUCCACUGCCCGGUCAUCAAGAAACAAUCUACACGAAACCUGUCCUUCACCUUCCCAGAGACACGGGUUCCGGCAAGGGAGACAACCUACUACUGCCAACUGUUUGACCUUCCGGUAGAUGAUGACUACCAUCUAGUGGCCACGGAGCCUAUACUGGUCAACAGGGACACUGUCCAUCACAUCCUCCUGUUUGGCUGUGACCCGACAGAUAGUGAUGUCGAAGCCACGCCCGAACCGUUCAUGUGUGCCAUGUUGGCGCACCGUAGUUGCCUGGACAUCAUAGGCACGUGGACAGUUGGUAGUCAAGGAGACUGUCUCCAUAACAACGUGGGUUUCAGCAUUGGAAAGACGGGCUACAGGAAGGCUGCUCUACAGAUCCACUGGAACAACCCCAGGUUGCUAGCAAACGCGACAGAUGCAUCUGGGCUCAAGAUGUACUUCACACCCUCACGGCGAAGUUACGACGCAGGGAUGUUGCUGGUUGGCCAGGAGUACCUGGAGAUCACCCCACAGCCUGCCCCCUCCCCACUGGUCACUUUCUCACAGUCCUGCCCCGGGCGAUGUACCCGAGAGAUGCUGACGGAGCCCAUCUUCAUCACUGCCACUAUCAACCACAUGCACUAUCGGGGUGUGAGUCAGAGGAUUGAGCUCUACCGGAACGGCAGCAAGGUGCGCGACAUCACUUACGACAGGUUCUACCACUACGACAACCCAGUCAUCUACUCGUUCAAUCCUCCCGUCGAGGUACGUCCGGGCGACGAGAUACGGACAACCUGUGUCUACAAAACACCAACGUCCGGCAACCCGAUGUGUUUUGGCGAUGGAACACAGGACGAGAUGUGCUACGGAUUCAUAACGUAUUACCCCAAACAAAAUCUUCCCAUCCCAUGGUGCACCGCGAGGAAGUCGGUCCAGAAGUGUGACCGAUACCUUCCCAAGUUCCGGAAUAACUCCAUCGACGGCUGUUUUUGGCUGGCCUUCCUCCAAGCAACCAAUCAAGAUACCAUAAACAUAUUCACGUCAGUGCUUGGUCAUUGCUUUGACAUCGCAACAGGAGAAAACAGCUGCACGGAUAGUUGUUUAAGUGCCAUAGAAGCAGCUCGGAAACACCCCUGUCUGUCGGGAGAUAUCGGCAGCUAUAUCAUAUCCAAGUUUCGCCACACAUCGAUAGGAUUUAAGUUCCUGAAUGCACUGUUUACGUGUGACUGUGAGGGCAGGUUUGACAAUGGCUACUGCGACAAACGGUACAGAGGGGGCAUUCUGGGUGAAGGUGCGCAGAAGAUGUGCGCAGCACGAUACACAUCGAUCAAAACGGUAUCGCCUUAUAACGGGGCUCAACCUUUGACUUCAUCGACAAUACUAUUUUUUGUUUCUAUUUCAAUAAUAUCCGUGUUGCUUGAAACACAUUCUUGAUAGACAAGACAAUGGAAUCAAUGAAUCAGAAUGAAUCAAUUUGCUCACAACUCAUGACGUCCAUCCUGUGACUGCCCUCUAGCGGUGCUGUGUCUGCGAGAGAUCACAGACGCAUGGCCAGAGGGUCAGCUAAAUGACAUGUCGAGGGCCUGACUGCUGACAUGUCGAAAAUGAUACCAAACAUUACUAUGCAACACACCAUAUAAGGCCAUUGUUAUCAAACGUCGUUUUCAUUUUUGCAACGAAAUAAUGUUUGUUUUUCUUGAGAUUAAAAUUUGAUGUAGUGUCUUCUUACACAUGAAGUGAUAAGAUAUCCAAAUCUUGAAGUUGGGAUUUUUGGAUUGUUCUUGGAUAUCAAGUACCACGUGUGGUGUCCGAUGAAUAGAAGUGCAUUUCACACUCCAUUUCCCGAACCCCUGUUUUCCCGACAAUUAUGUUAAUAACGCUAACAUGUUAAUGUAUAUAAGGAUAUUUAGGAAUUGACUUCAAAACGUUUUGCGUUUAUGGAGGCAUACACGUUAACACCAGUGUGUACCCUGGGUAAAUAUUGAAGUGAAUUUUUUUUAAAUAAACAAGUUAGCAAAAGGAACUUCACAGGCUGCUUCUUUAAUCAUGAACACAAACAGUAAACAACAACACGAAAUCAGUGACAUCUCCACGCUCCAUGUAUGACUUCAGGGCUACUCUAUGAUGCAUCGGUUCCCUUUGUGUAUAACUUAGCAACCAUCAAUGCUGUAUCCAUCCAUAUUUAGGUUUAUUACCCUUUGGGUGAGAAACAAACGAGGUCUUAAACAUCGUAUGUGCACCAGCGCAAAUACCACUUCUCGCGCACCAGUGUAUUGCUUCAGUCAGCUAAACGGCAUUGUUGACGUCAUUCGAAUCUUAUUGUGACGUAAUGUCGGAAUGACGUCACACUAGAAAUGACGUCAUAGCUGAAUAUUGAUGACGUUUUUUCUGUUGUGUUUUUCUAGGAGAACAGUGGUGAUCGGUGUAGUUUUUUCUAAAGGGGAGCUCAAAACGAUUAAGAAAUAAUAGGUAAUAAAGAAAUUAGGACUCAUAUGUGUGUCAUACUGAUUUUUCGACCCUGUAUCAAUGUUCAGCUUUUGCUUGUCGUAAGGGUCCGUUGCUUUGCGACUUCUCGAUGUGCCUUUUGUGUUCCGUGGUAAUCUUUAUGAGGUUUGGACUGCUGUUUAUUAUACUUGUCUGUUCUUGUGAAAUCAUCAAUGAUGUCAAUGACAAAAUCAUAACUGUCUAUGACGAUUAUAUCACACUGUUGUUGAUGAAUAAUGCAAUUCCACCCGUGAAGAUCCGGGGUAGAAUAGGUCUUCAGCAACCCAUUCUUGCUGUAAAAGGCGACUAUGCUUGUCGUAAGAGGCGACUAACGGGAUCGGGUGGUCAGUCUCGCUGACUUGGUUGAUGCAUGUCAUCGAUCCCAAUUACGUCGAUCGAUUCUCAUGAUGUCAAUCACUGGAUUGUCUGGUCCAGACAUGAUUAUUUACAGACCGCCGUCAUAUAGCUGGAAUAUUGCUGAGUGCGGCGUAAAAUAACAAACAAAGACAAACAAAAACUAAAGCAACUCACCACUGUCUGUGAUGACUAAUUGACCACUGACUAAAUCAGCAAUGAUUUAAUCCAUUAAUCCAUAUUGCAUAUAGGUUAGCAACGGCUCAUCACGACAAAGUUUGAACAAACUGUUGCAUAGGCCAUGUACGCCGUUGCUUGUGGAGGUGAAGACGUGUUUUAAGAGGGAAUGGCUGUACCCGUUGUAAAAACAAACAACAGUCUGCCACUCUUGUAUUUUGAGUUGGUGUAUUUUAGUAAAAUAUUGAGUACUGAGUAUGACCGGGAGCUUGGGACGACCUUCUGAUAUUCUAGGAGAGGCCGGGAAGGGAUUGGACCGUUUUGAAAAUACUGAAAAAAUAUUAAUAAUGAAAAGGUUAUUGGCUGAAAAUGCUUCAUUUCCGAACAUAGCGUGUUGUGAAAGGAAAGGUGUUCGGCUCCCCAUUUCAGAGUAUAACAUUGUAAGUUUUGAAGCAGUCACCCCAAAAGUAUCCUGUGUCUGACGGAAUAUUCCUUGCCUGCCCAAGAAUACUAAAUGGUCGAUGCCUAAUGUCCAUAGCAGUAUCACGCGCCGUCAUAGAGCUGGUAUAGUGACUAGAACAGACAUGCUCAUAAUGACGAAGGCGUGGUGGUGUUGCCAGUCUUGCCUUACGUUUGCUUGCCACGCCGACAAACUGGGUUCGAUUCCCCACACGGUUGUUAUUGUGUGAAAACCAUUCCUGGUUCCCCCGCCCUUAUAUGGUUGAACUGUUGCUAAAAUCGGCGUAGAACGACAUUCACUCACUCACCCUCUCAUUCAUAAUCACGAGCCAGGAAUGGACGUGUUUUAACUGAUUUUCUCAAUCAGCUGCAUCACGUGUCUCUGUAUCACUGAGCAUUGUACAUAUUGUCCCACAUCCCACCUUGUGUGAUGACCAUAUAACGGCGAUAUACCUCCGGCUUGACGUCAAGUACCUGGACGUUAUAGUAUAGACUAGAGGAGUGGUGGCGUUACUUGUGCUGACACCAUCACAUGUUCUGAUGUAUGAAGUAUUUGUGAAAAUGUACUAUUUCAGAUAAAUAUUAUACUUUUCCAAA